Messenger RNA from Nothobranchius furzeri (turquoise killifish), 1579 nucleotides. It is a transcript of the gene kcnf1b, whose product is annotated as potassium voltage-gated channel, subfamily F, member 1b. Gene Ontology annotation, cellular component: membrane; voltage-gated potassium channel complex. The record is from RefSeq and is a predicted model, not a curated record. Lineage: Eukaryota; Metazoa; Chordata; Actinopteri; Cyprinodontiformes; Nothobranchiidae. Gene Ontology annotation, biological process: protein homooligomerization; potassium ion transmembrane transport. Gene Ontology annotation, molecular function: voltage-gated potassium channel activity; protein binding.
ACCCAAGCUGUGCCAGCAUUCAGAGGAGGAGAAAGUCAGAUGGAGGAAGGUUUUACGCGCUCGGAGACGGUGAUGGGAUCCUCUCCUGGUUUUCUAGGAUAAACGUUUCAGUCGUCUAGUUUGUAAAAUGUGGACAGUUCCGAAGCCCAGAUACAGAAGUGAUGCGAGCGCAGAGGAGGAGGAGGUCACGGUGAACAUAGGCGGAGUGAGGGUGGUGCUGUUCGGGGAUGUUCUGAUGCGCUACCCGGAGAGCAGACUGGCCGAGUUGGCCACCUGCUCCACGCAGAACUCGGAGCUCAUUUCUUCUCUCUGUGAUGACUUCGACCCGAGCAGGAACGAGUUCUACUUUGAUAGAGACCCGGAUGCGUUCAAGUGCAUCGUUGAUGUUUAUUAUUUCGAUGAGAUCCACAUUAAAAACGGCAUCUGUCCCAUCUGCUUCGUCAAAGAGAUGGAGUUCUGGAAGAUCGACCAGAGCGUGUUGGAUGAGUGCUGUAAAAGUUACCUGAGCGAGAAGGAGGAAGAGCUGACAGAGAUCGCAAACAAAGUAAAGGUGAUUUUGGAAGAUAUGGAUGUGGAUCGGUGCGUCACGCGCACCCAGCGGUGCCAGAGGUUCAUGUGGAGGCUGAUGGAGAAGCCCGAUUCCUCCCUGCCCGCGCGCAUCGUGGCCAUCGCGUCGUUCCUCUCCAUCCUGGUCUCCGCGGUGGUGAUGUGCGUGAGCACCAUCCCGGAGCUCCAGGUGACGAACGUGGAGGGGAAACAGGUGGAAAACCCGACCUUGGAGGGCAUCGAGACCGCGUGCAUGUUGUGGUUCACGGCGGAGUUCGCGCUGCGCCUCGCCUCGUCCCCGAACAAGCUGCGCUUUGUGCUCUCCUUCAUGAACAUCAUAGACUUCAUGGCCAUCAUGCCUUUCUACGUGGUGCUGUCCCUCACUUGUCUCGGCACCUCCUCCAUGAUGGAGCUGGUGAACGUGCAGCAGGCCGUCCAGGCGCUGCGCAUCAUGCGCAUCGCGCGGAUUUUCAAGCUGGCGCGCCAUUCCUCCGGACUGCAGACUCUGACCUACGCGCUGAAGAGGAGCCUCAAAGAGCUGGGACUGCUCCUCAUGUACAUGGGGGUGGGGAUCUUCGUGUUCUCCGCGCUGGCCUACACCAUGGAGCAAAGCCACCCGGAGACACUCUUCAGGAGCAUCCCCCAGUCCUUCUGGUGGGCCAUCAUCACCAUGACCACAGUGGGUUACGGAGACAUUUACCCCAAAACCACGCUGGGCAAGUGCAACGCAGCAGUGAGCUUCCUCUGCGGGGUGAUAGCCAUCGCUUUACCCAUCCACCCCAUCAUUAACAACUUUGUUGUUUUCUACAACAAGCAGAAAGUUCUGGAGACCGCAGCGAAGCACGAGGUGGAGCUGAUGGAGCUGAAGUCCAGCAGAGAGGCGCGCAGGAGAAGCGACGAGUAGGAGCCGCAGAAGCAGAGAAAAUCAGACUGGCUUUCAAAUGAAGAGAUGUAAAUAAAGCUGUUGGGUAUGGAGAGCUGAUGUCCUGCUGCUUCUGAUGGUUUACAGAAUAAAAAUGUCAAUGUUGUGCGG